This is a messenger RNA of Camelus dromedarius (Arabian camel), 5163 nucleotides long. RefSeq names its product mannosidase endo-alpha (gene MANEA). NCBI's taxonomy places the organism in Eukaryota, Metazoa, Chordata, Mammalia, Artiodactyla, Camelidae. Bases 135 to 1523 code for a protein of 462 amino acids. The record is from RefSeq and is a predicted model, not a curated record. Gene Ontology annotation, cellular component: Golgi apparatus. Gene Ontology annotation, molecular function: alpha-mannosidase activity. The transcript has 5 exons.
GCUCGAAGCGUUGCGGCCGUGGGCGCCCUCUCCUCCCGGCGUCAACAUCUCCGGCGGCCGAGUUUGUGCUGUUGGUGGCUGGAUUCCCAGACUCUGCUAAACAUUUACCAUUUUGGAGUUUAAAGUAUGACAUCAUGGCAAAGUUUCGAAGAAGGACUUGCAUCAUUUUGUCACUCUUUAUUCUAUUUAUUUUCUCUCUGAUGAUGGGUUUAAAAAUGCUGAGACCAAAUAAAGCUACUUUUAGAGUUCCUUUCGGACUUGACCUUCUCCCAGAAAUUCGUCAAGAAACUCCUCAUUUGGUGAAAACUUUUGAUUCCCAAAAGAGUGACACAAUCAACAGUGAAACAAACUUCAAGAAUUUAAAAAGUGAUGAAAUCACUGUGAAACUUUCCAAAGCCUCUGAACCUAACAUGGAAGAAAAGCCACCUCUGAAUUAUUUUUUACAUGUAUUUUAUUAUAGUUGGUAUGGAAAUCCACAAUUUGAUGGUAAAUACAUACAUUGGAACCAUCCAAUCCUGAAGCACUGGGACCUUAGAUUAACCAAGAAUUACUCCCAAGGGAAACACAACCCCCCAGAUGACAUUGGCUCUAGCUUUUACCCUGAAUUGGGAAGUUACAGCUCUCGGGAUCCUUCUGUCAUUGAAACUCACAUGAAACAAAUGUACUCAGCUUCAAUUGGUGUACUAGCCCUAUCUUGGUACCCACCCAAUUCAAAUGAUGAGAAUGGACAACCUACUGAUGACUUAGUACCAACUAUUUUGGAUAAAGCUCAUAAAUAUAAUCUAAAGGUUACUUUUCACAUUGAACCAUAUAAGAAUCGAGAUGAGCAAAACAUGUACACAAAUGUCAAAUACAUUAUAGAUAAAUAUGGAAAUCACCCAGCCUUUUAUAGGUAUAAGACUGAGACUGGCAAAGCUCUUCCAAUGUUUUAUGUCUAUGAUUCCUAUAUCACAACUCCUGAAAAAUGGGCCAAUUUGUUAACCAGCUCAGGGUCUCGGAGCAUUCGCAAUUCUCCUUAUGAUGCAUUAUUUAUUGCGCUUCUAGUGGAGAGCAAACAUAGAUAUGAAAUUCUUCGAGGUGGUUUUGAUGGAAUUUACACAUAUUUUGCCACAAAUGGCUUUACUUAUGGCUCAUCAUAUGAGAACUGGGCUAAGCUAAAAUAUUUUUGUGAUCAGUACAACCUGAUAUUUAUCCCAAGUGUGGGCCCAGGAUACAUAGAUACCAGCAUCCGUCCAUGGAACACUCAGAAUACUCGCAACCGAAUCAAUGGGAAAUACUACGAGACCGCUCUGAGUGCUGCACUCCAAGCCCAACCCAGUAUAAUUUCCAUCACCUCUUUUAAUGAGUGGCAUGAAGGAACUCAGAUUGAAAAGGCUGUUCCCAAAAGAACUAGUAAUACUGUAUACCUGGAUUACCGGCCUCAUAAACCAAGCCUUUAUCUAGAGCUAACUCGUAAAUGGUCUGAAAAAUACAGGAAGGAAAGAGCAGCUUAUGCAUUAGAUCCCCAGCUACCUCUUUUUUAAUGCACUGAUUAAAGUUUAAUAACUAUAGAAAUCACCUAAUUUCAAGACAUUCCUUUUGUUUUGAGUUACAGAAAGAAAACUGUCAAUAUGCUACUACUAUCACCUCUAAAAAUGUGCAGAUUAUUUUUAUUAGAGAUAGUAAUAUGAUUGCCACCUUACACAGUGUUGCACUGAGAAAAUAUCUGAGAGAAAAGUUGUGCAAAUAACAUUCCUUGUAGCAUAACUUGCUGAAUUUCUGACUGAAAUUGAAAUCCUGCUUUGAUAGCUCUUUUUAUUCCACAUUAGAUAAUUGCUUGUGUUCCCUAAAGUAGCACACAGUUAAAUCCUACUGUGUUCUGGGCCCAAAGAAACAGGAUCGUGUGUAUAUUUGGUGUGUGUUGAAGAAAAAGAAGACCUGAAAGAUAAUGUACAUGUUCUUUUUCUUUUUUUCCAAAUGAUCCAGUCAACUAUGUUAAAUUUGUUAGUGUUCAGACUUUGGAUAACUCUCCAAUGAUAAUUCUUAAAAUUCUUAAGAAAAGUAAAAUCAUAUGCCUUUUGCCUUACUGUGAACCAUAUUAUGUGAGGAAGACCUGCUUUCUGCAGCACAGUAUACCUAAUCAUCUGCACAUUUUUGGUGAGCUAUAUAGCAUGCUGUUUUGCAUGUCUAAUAUUUACAGCUACUUCUCAAUUUCACAGUUGUUAUUAUGAAAAUAUAAUGCCCCAAAUGUUGUUUUUAAAGUCAAUCUUUAACUUGUUACUAUGCAUGUUUUUAAAUUUAAUGUUAAUUAGAGCCCCACUGUUAGAUAAGAAAAAGUUGAUACUAUCAUUAGAUUGCCUUUUAAGAUUUUAAGCUAUUUUUUACUAACAUUAAUGGAGAAAACUUACUAAGCAUUUUCAAUUUUAAAGACAUGGAAAUGAAAAUUCCUUUGCAUCUUAAAUUCAUUCCUGAAGUUUGACUAAGUGGGUUUAAAUACCUAAUGAUGGAAAUAAUACCUGAAUUUAAUUUAAAGUACUGUCUUUGAAAUAUAUACAAUAAUAUCCCCAUCUAAAAAUGGUAAUGUUACCUAUCAAUCAGGGUAAAGAUUUGUGAUCAGUUGUCAUAAUGUGAUGAAGUAAUCAUCUGAAUGCUAAAAUGAAUGUUUAAUUUCUAAAGAAUAAAAAGCACUGUAUCAUAUAGUUAAUAUUUGUAAUUAGAACUAUAGUAAAAAGUCUAAUAUGCUAUUACAUGAAUAUUAUUUAGAUAUUUAAUUCACUAAAGGUAAACAAUAGGGAAAUACUAAACAAUAUAUAUAUUAAUGUUCAGAGUAUAAAGACACUCAUCAGUUUAUUUCAAAAGCACUGUUUAAAAAUAGAUUUCACUAUCAUGGCUUUGUAAAGAGGCAUGAUUAAUGUUAAACUUAUCUGUAACUUAAGAAUUUGCCAUUACUCAGAAUGCUCAGGCCAUGGGAAAUUAUAAGAAUAAAUCACUAUAAUGUUAUAACCAAGCAUUUUCAUAGGAACACUCAUACAUUUAUAACCUGUGGAUUUUUUUUUCCUUACAUCCAGUGAGCCACUAUAUAUUAUCUUAGGGAUAAAUUCUAAAUAUGUCAUACCUAAUAAUUGUUUAUAACAUACCAUAUUUUAUUAAAGUUUAGUUAGAGAAAUAUCUACCACACAGGAAUUUUUGGCAUUGCGUAUGUCAUAUGUUUGAGCCCAGCAUGACAGUAAAUUUUAUUCACUUUCUCUGAAUCUUAGAACUAUUUCAUAAAAACAAGAUAACUAAAUCCUCAAUAUGGACACCAUUGUCUCUCCAGCUCCCACUGCAGACAUAGAUCAUCUGUGACAGCAAACUUUGCCUCUGAGCUUUGCUGGAGUUCCCAACACAUUACCCCAAACAGCCAGAUUUCUAAGAAAGAUAAGAUAGGUUCUCAUUUCGGAAAGUUAUUCUCAAUGGAAGAAUGUUUGGAGUCACAUCUCAUGAUAAUUAACUGAUUUAUAAUUAUUUGACUAUCAUAAAAGUUAUUAGAAGGAAUAGGGAGGAAUGCUUCCACAAUCUUCCUCAGGUAUGUAUUACAGCUGCCUUAUACCAUUUGACUCAUAAAAAGUUUAGAUUCUUUAGGAAAUUUAUCUUCCCCUAAAACAAAAGUAACAAGCCACCAGAGAACCUACCAAGUUCAUAACUAAACACUUCUUGAAACUGAUCAGUUACUCAGUUUAAACACAGUGACUGCUCCUUAUAUAGUGCCUACAGAAACAGUCCUUAAAAGUCUUAAUUUGAGAUUUAAAUAAAGGUUGAACAGUCUCAUGUCAACUGCGUAGAAGCAAUACUUUAUAAAAAUAACUGAAAUUUAACUGGUCAUAAACAUUUACAAUUUCAAAAUGAAACACCAAGCCAAAAAGUUUUUUGGCUUAGAUAGAUAUUCUUUUUUUUUUUUAAAUAUACUUUAAAUUUUAUAUUGACUUUGUUAUAUAUCCACAUAAAGGCUAAAUGUUAUUGUAUGCUGAAUGUAUGAUUAUUAUUCUUAAGAAUUCAGGUAUACUACGUUGCUUUACAUACAGAGACUCAUUCAUCCUAAGUCAAAUCAAAGAAUGUAGUCGCAGUGCUGUUAUAUUCCAGGUAUCAAUGAAGGGGGGAACACAUUUCAGUGUGAUUAGCUUUUGUUAUUAUAAAAUUAGUAUUUAUAAUAUCAAAAGAUAAAAUAGUUUAAGAUUAAUUAGUAAAUUUUAGAUCUAUGAUUAUUUGCUUAAAGUUGAAACAUACUGGCACUUUUUAUAUGUUCUAGGCUUCAUUUAAAGCAUCUUAUGUAUUGUACUUCAAAUUUCUCUGUUUAUGGUUAAUUUUUUAUAUAAAUUUAAAAAGCCUUUGAGUCUAUUCCACUGAAAUAUUUCAUGAUACUGAAUGAUAUACCAUGGUAGCUAUAAUUCUGUGAACAAGUCAGCUAAUGGUAUAUGAUUAUAUCAUCAUGCUUUUGUGUUUUUAUUUGACUUUUUAAAAGAAUAGGUUAAAAAGCUAAACAAUCAUUUUAAACAACACAAAAUAAAGGGGCAGUCUUCAGCUACUCAGUGGCAUCUAAAAUACAUUAUGUCUGUGCACAAAAGUAUUUUUGAGUCAGUUUUACAAAAGCAGUUUUCAAAAUACUGUAUAGCACCAUGUUAAUUUGAUUAUAGUGGCUAACAAUGUAAACUUUAUCCUUACCUUGAAAAUAUCAAAUGAAAAAGAGAAAAAUAUUUAGAAGAAAUUCAAUUGUAGUACAUGUAGUACAUUUUAGAAAUGUACAUCUCUGAACACAGUCACUUAUGACUAGCAGCCACUUUUUUGUUUAUAUGUACUAAAUUUAUAUUUAUUGAGUACUGCCGUUAUAUAUAUCAUUUUUUAAUACCUAAACAUCCAUUUGGCAGACUAAGCCAUUAUUAAAAUGAAGCAGUCUAAUCUGACUCCUGUAAAGUCAACAGCAAAUCUGAUUGCUAAAUUCUUACUUGAAAAUUUGCUGUUAUACUUUAAUGUGCAUUCUUGAAAAUUAUGCUCUUGACUUUUGAGGCGUUUUUAUAAGCAAAAUAGUUGGUGACAAUCAUAUAAACAGUGGUUGAGUUCAAAUUCUAUUUUAUUUUUCCUUAUAUGAGUAUUAUGGGUUUGUAGCUGAAGUCUUAAUUUAAUCCUCAAAUAAAAUAUUUCCUUAGUGCA